UCUAUGGUAUGAAUUUAACUGCAAGAAAAAAAUCCGCCCAGAUUAUCAUAAAGGAACUGUCCAAUAUAACAAAUGUAAAUAACGAAAACGGAGUGAAAGUGAUAAUGAACCCAAAUUUUCUCAGCCGAACCGUCGCAAUACUUCAGAAAGUUGUUGGACUGAAUAUUUCUGAUGGCAGUGUUAACAUAUUGGGUCCUGCAAGUAAUAUUUUAGAUGAAGUAAACAGGAAAUAUUGGAGAAACAUGACGGAUGAGAGACUAAUUCGUGAUCUGGUGAUCACUUUGCAAAAUUAUGGAUUUCAAUUAGGAGAAGUAUUGAAAAAUGACAGGAGUUCUUCGCGUAUAUUUCAAAAUCAUUCAAACGUUCAGCUAUAUGUCACAUACCAAAAGCGCUCAGAAUUGUCACCUCAGAACAGUCUUUUCAAUUUCCCAAAUUCAUCGUUUACACUUUCGCCUGAUGCGCUUUCGAACGACUGUGGAGCGGUCAUAGUUGUUGUCUGGUAUAAAACACUAAAUUUAGUUCUGCGAAAGAGUGGUUUUAAUGGUGAUUAUCACGCAAUAAAAAGCAGAAUCAUUAUUGCGAGUGUUCAACCUGAACCAAGGAUGCCAUUUAAGGAACCUGUGCGUAUAAGCUGGGAUGCAACAGAAUUGGACGAAGCGAUCACUUGUGGAUAUUGGAAACCAGAAUUAGGUGUAAGUUAGUGGAAAACUGAUGGCUGUAAAAUAGGAAAGUCGAAUAAUAACCACUCGAUAUGUGAAUGUUAUCACCUCACUGCUUUUGCGACCAUGGACAUUGGAAAGAAAGAUUUGUUAACCAAGGGUGAGCAAGAGGUUUUGGAAAUAGUGUCUACUGUUGGCAGUUCUUUGUCGUUGGCUGGUGUGUUGUUGACGAUAUUAGCCUACGUAUUGCAGUGGAAGAGACUUCAUAAAGAUGGCAAAAGCAAAAUUUCUUCAAAAGUGCUCAUGAAUCUUUGUGUUGCAAUUGGAAUGGCGAAUUUCCUUUCUAUACUUUCCGGUCCGGCACGUAAUCAUGAGCCAUACUGUAUAACAGUUUCCUUGCUUCUAUAUUUCUUCAUUCUUGCUCUUUUUGGAUGGAUGUUAUGCGAAGGAAUUGUAAUCUACUUAAAAAUGGUCAAUGUCUAUGCGAGUUUAGCUUUGGGUGGAAAACAUAUGCAAGCAUUCUAUGUUGUUGGAUGGGGUUUUCCAGUUAUCAUUGUCUCGCUUCAAAUCACGGUGAAUGGUUUAAUUGAUGUUACAUCCGAGCAUGCAUGUUGGUGCCGUGCUGGUGGUGUGAUGUUUUGGAGCUUUUUGGUUACUGUUGGAUUAAUAUUGUUGGUAAGAUAGCACCACACAUAUUUGACAAUUUAGGCAUGAUAAUGUCGUCAUCUUCAGGGACAAGUCAGAACGUCAGACAAUAAUGGCUAUAAGUAUUUAAACUUAGGAUUUGCCGCUUUAAACUGCCACUCAAACACAGAGAAUUACGCUGUAUAAACCGGGCCUGACUUAAACA
This is a messenger RNA of Dendronephthya gigantea, 1509 nucleotides long. Its product is annotated as adhesion G-protein coupled receptor D1-like. Gene Ontology annotation, biological process: cell surface receptor signaling pathway; adenylate cyclase-activating G protein-coupled receptor signaling pathway. Lineage: Eukaryota; Metazoa; Cnidaria; Anthozoa; Malacalcyonacea; Nephtheidae. Gene Ontology annotation, cellular component: membrane. The transcript has 6 exons. The record is from RefSeq and is a predicted model, not a curated record. Bases 786 to 1343 code for a protein of 185 amino acids. Gene Ontology annotation, molecular function: G protein-coupled receptor activity.